ACCUCAAUAACUUCAACUAACCUAAAUUAAAAUCUGAAAAAAUAGUUUUUGUACUGUAAAUUUACUAUGCUUUAGUUGAAACGAGAACAUCACGCCCUACCAUCGUCUAAUCUGCUCAAAUUGUAUUUUUGCAAAAAAUCGAAACGUCAUUUUUGACGUGAAAAAGUUAGGUUAGAGAAGACCAAAGUUUCAAAGCCUUUGUGAGACUCCUGGAACUAUAUUUUGGCAACCAAAAUGUCAACUUUGGAGUAUUCCGAAUCACUUCGAACAUGGAGAAGAUCUUCAUGGAAAAACGUCCACAACUGUAAACUGUGUCCCUAUUUUACAACAUCGGUUUUCUUAAUGGUGAACCACGUGCGACGUCACCGUUCAUCUCAGGAAAAAUAUACGUGUGAAAACGCCAAAAUUGAAGAGUAUUAUUGUAAAGACUGCGAUUUUAGAACAGAGCUAACGAUUCUGUUCAAACAACACAUUAAAAAAAAUCACGGUGUUAAAAGUGAAUCUGGGGACGAUUUAUCACUCCAGGACUUCAGUGUACGAAAUUACGUCUGCGAAAAGUGCGAUUUUGAAACAAAUCUGUCCUUGAAGUGGGGCCAACAUACUUCAGAAUGCACGGGAAAAAGAGAAAGUCUCCAAAGCAAGCAAAGUGGCGAAAUACGUUGGUAUUACUGUGCGAAGUGUCCCUACAAAGGUAAACUUGAAAGGUAUUUACAAAAUCACGUAAAAAAACACGAUUUGAACAGACAGUAUCCAUGCAACUUGUGUCCAUUUAAUAGUAAGUAUAAAUGUGCCUUAAAAAUGCACACAAAACGGAAGCACUCUGAUGAAAAAGAUCUUGAAUGGUACAAGUGUGAAAAAUGUCCUUACAAAACCAUUACAAAAGGUCAUUUUAAUGUUCACUCAAAAGUACACUUGAAAGAAGAUGAAGUUAAAUGGUACGAGUGCAAUGACUGUUCAUACAAAAGUAAGAGUAAAUAUACCUUAAAGAAGCACGUAACUUUUAUACAUCUAGAUGAAGGACAAAUUAAGCGGUAUGAAUGCGAACAGUGCCCAUUUAAAACUAAAGCUAAAAGAUAUUUAAAAAGCCACGUGAAUAAAGUCCAUUUAAAGAAACAUAACACUGAAUCGCAUAUGUGUGAAAAGUGUUCAUUUAAAACCACAUCCAAACAGAGUUUACAACAACACGUAAAUUUGUUUCACGUGGAUGAAAAAGACACUAAUUGGUACGAAUGUAAUGAGUGUCCAUUCAAAACCAAUGUAAUAUAUUUAAACAAGCAUGUCGAUGGAGAACAACUAAAGAAAGAAACAAUUAAGUUGUACGAGUGUAAACAUUGCCCCUUCAUGACUAGUUGGCCUCCGGAUUUACGAAAGCAUGCGAUUACUGGACAUUCCGACGACAAUGGAGCUAAGUGGCACCAGUGUGAAAAAUGUUCGUACAGAACUAAAUCGAUUUCAACUUUGAAUAAACACAGAAAUGUUGAUCAUUUAGAGAAAACAAAAUGGUAUGAAUGUACGAAGUGUCCGUAUAAAAGUAAAAUAAAAUACUAUUUAAAACAACAUGUAGACUCGCAUUUGGAGGUGAAACCGUAUGAGUGCGAAUAUUGUCCAUAUGCAUCGAAACGUCGUACGAAUUUACAGCGUCAUUUAAAGUCACAUGAAUCACAUCCAUCCACAAAGUAAAGAUGUAUUUUUACACUAAAUAAAUAUUAUUUAAAAAUGUU
Messenger RNA from Zophobas morio, 1721 nucleotides. RefSeq names its product zinc finger protein 142-like. Bases 235 to 1680 code for a protein of 481 amino acids. Gene Ontology annotation, biological process: regulation of transcription by RNA polymerase II. Gene Ontology annotation, molecular function: RNA polymerase II transcription regulatory region sequence-specific DNA binding; DNA-binding transcription factor activity, RNA polymerase II-specific. The record is from RefSeq and is a predicted model, not a curated record. The transcript is spliced from 2 exons. Lineage: Eukaryota; Metazoa; Arthropoda; Insecta; Coleoptera; Tenebrionidae.